CUUAAGACUUCAGAUAUACCCUCGGUUCAAACACCAAACCAAAUCCUUCCAUCACAAUGAAGUUCUCCAUUGCGUUCGGUUUCAUGGCUGCUGGCCUCGUUGCCGCUGUCCCAUCGUCCAACCAGCUUCGAUCCGUCAGCGACGUGCUCCCCAACCUGAAGCGCGACGUAUCAGGCGCCGGCUUCGUGCACGUGGGCUCUGACAACGUCGUGCGCGCCUUCGACAAGAACUUCAACGUGGUGGACUACGCGAAGCUCGACGACAAGGGCACAGUCGGAAAGGACCCCAGCGCGGACGUCCUCGCCGAGGCCAAGCUCGCCAAAUCCAAGGCCAUCGAGCAGACCUCUAAGCCGCGCCAGCCGAGCCCCCUCGACGCGCGCCAGGAGAAGAGCUGCCCUAGCCAGUCUUGCCCGGAUGACACCUACUGCAAGGACCUGUCUAUCUACGGAUACGACUGCUCGACUUGCCUGAGUGUCACGCACACCGUCGGUAACUGCCAGAAGUAAGUCACGGGGAGUCCUGGCGGUCAGAGAGCUUAGACGUGGUGGUUUGAACGGGGCGUGUUGUGAAGGAGUGGAGGAUAAGUCGCGCUUGUGGUUGCAUCGAGGAGAGGAGUCGAAGAAAGAGUUGUAAUAUUUUUAUUCGCUGCCGCUAAUUAAAGCGU
Messenger RNA from Daldinia decipiens, 664 nucleotides. RefSeq lists its product as uncharacterized. The record is from RefSeq and is a predicted model, not a curated record. NCBI's taxonomy places the organism in Eukaryota, Fungi, Ascomycota, Sordariomycetes, Xylariales, Hypoxylaceae. The coding region runs from base 57 to 506 and encodes 149 amino acids. The transcript is spliced from 2 exons.